GGGGGAGCGAGCGUUGUGUGAGGAUGAGCCCUGCUGCUGCUUCUCCAUCCUCCUCUGCGCUCUCCGAUCGGCGAGCUGUGGAAUAGGCGUGUUUCUGUUUUUCAAACGCAGAAAAACGCACAGAAAACCUAACUUCAAGACUGACUGGUACCAGAUUAUUGUGCUGUCCUCUUCUAUAUAAAACAUGGAGCACCGUUUUCUGAUGAGACUGUGGUGAGACCAGUGCAGCCCUGUCACGCCCACAGCGCCCCCUUUCGGCCCGGACGGCCCACCACGCCCCGGCGCCUAUGAAAGGGUACCAUGUCAGCCGCAGCAUGUCUCAGCAUUCCUCUGGUGGUGGCGGAGGAGGCCCAUGCCACUGUGCGCCGGAUGACUGCGAUGGCCCAGGCAGAGAUUACUACCCAGGUCGCAGCGAUGGGCACUAUUACUCGGGUGGUCCAACUGAGGCAUUGGCACUGGAGAGGCAUCACUCCCACUCUCACUCACAUGCACAUUCACACUCCCAUAGCCAUUCUGGCACCUUCCCUCGCUCACACCCCAGCCAGCAUCCUCCACUCCAGUCGUUUGACUCUUGUGAGGAAUGCAUGUCUUCAGGCCAUGGUGGGAAGAUGCAUCGCAUUCCUCCGAACUUAAUAGAUCAGUUUGAGAAGCAGGGUCCCUUCCAUCCAGAUGGCUUCCAUACCCUACAGUACCAGCGCUCUGCAAGUGGAGGCGCUGAGCAUCGUAGCGAGAGCCCAUCGCGUAUCCGCCACUUGGUCAACUCAGUGCAACGCCUCUUUGCCAAGUCCCAUUCCCUUGAAGCACCUACCAAACGGGAGUACAAUGGCAUGAGGGGAGGUGCAGAGUAUCGAGGUGACAGAGGAGGGGGGCACAGAAGUGCAGGGGAGGACCUCCACAACUCAGGCCACCAGUCUCGCUCAACCAGAAGAAGCAAGUCUCGGGAGCGGAGCAAAAGUGGAGACUCUCGGCACGAAUCGGGACGGCGCCACCGCAGCAGAACAGCUGGAUGGUGGAGCUCUGAUGAUAACCUGGAUAGUGAUAGCAGUUUCUUGGUCAGUGGGGGCAGACGGGGGUAUCCCACUGGACAUGAGAGUCUUGAUGCUGCCAUUCAAGAGCUAACCAUGAAGAAACCAAAGGACCGUGGCGGGGGACCGGGGUCUGGAGAGUGCAUGGCAUGUACCACGAUAGCCCUGGCAGGUGGCGAGGGUGGUGGUCACCAUGGGCACCACGGUCACUCCCUGAAGCGAAGCACCUGGUCAGCCAUGACAGUGAGUCAAGCCAGAGAGGUUUAUCCAACCACCAGAGAAGGAGGUUAUGAUAAAGCCUUGGUGCCCAUAGAGAACAAGCUGAAGGAACGAUCGUUCCACUAUUUGCAGUGUUUCUCCAGCUGUCAGAGUUUCUCUCUCUCUGUCCCUUCAGAAGACUGGGGAGGCAGGUAUGGUGGAUCAGCAGACAGCGGAGGGGAGAUUCCAUGCCGCCGAAUGCGCAGCGGCAGCUACAUCAAGGCCAUGGGUGAUGAUGACAGCGCAGAUUCAGAGACGAGCCCUAAAGCCUCACCCAAAUCCACCAUGAUCGCCCAGAGGGAUGCCUUCAGACGGUCUAUAAGCAUGGAUCCAAGGUACUCCUGUAAGCAGUGCACGGAUUCCAUCCCGAACAGCAGAGCACCACCCAAAAGCCACACUCGCUCUCGUAGUUACACACGUUCUCUUACCAGCUCACAGCUGGGAGAAACAUUGAACCAUCAGUUCGAGACGGUCUGUGAAACCAUGUUUGGGGAGGUGGAGUCCCAGGCUGUCGAAGCUCUCGAUCUUCCCGGCGUGUUCCGCACUCGCAGUCACAGCUACGUGCGCGCCAUCCAGGCCGGCUGCUCCCAGGACGACGACUGCCUUUCAGUCUUUUCCAUGUCCGGCCCCCAGGGGAGCAUCAAGGGUGGGGCCGUCUGUCCCUUCUUCUUUCCUUAUCGUAAAGGUGCUCCUCCCCCACUACCACCUCGCAUGUCAAAGUCUUCUCUGUCGGUGCGAGCUCAAAGCAGUACCGAGUCCACCCAGGACGCCUACUUCCAGAGCGGCGGACAAAUGACUCAAGGCCCAGGGCGUCCCAAGCAGCACAGCAACUCUGUAGACCUCGGUGGCCCCGAUGGGCCCUCUGGGCGAACCUCUAGGGGGAGCUAUUACACAUCAAGUGGCCCAGGACGUUCCCGUCAGCACAGUAACUCUGCUGAGAGCCUGGAUGGGGUCAGGGGUUCCAGGGAGCUGGUGCCCUAUGGAGGGGGUCCGGGAGUGAGGGCCAAACAUAGCUGCUCAGCAGACAGCCUGCUGGAGGGGCCACCGAGGCCAGCAAGAGAAAGGGACAGCAGGGUUGGUGGCAGGCUGGGGAAGUCGUCCUCCCUACCUCAGAACAACAUGAUACUGAGCAAAGUCGGAGGGCAGGAUGACGGACGUGGGGGCAGGAAGUGGAGGCCGUCCAUCGCUGUGCAGGUGGACAGCUCAGAGACUCUGUCAGAUUCAGACACAGAGGGAAAGACUCUCACUGAGGUUCACUCUAUAGGAGUCCAAGUGGAAGAUGAGAAAAGGCGGGCACAAUUCAAACGCUCCAACAGCGUGACAGCGAGCGUCCAGGCCGACCUGGACCCAGAGGGCUUCCCAGGGCUUAGCAUUGCUGUUCCAACGCAGGACAAGAGUCUUCAGUUUGGCUGCUCCUUCCAGAGGCAUUCAUCAGAGCCCGAGUCUGCAUCGCAGUACACAGAGUGCCACCGCACUGUCCACACACAGGGCCAAUGGGCUUACAGAGAGGACCUUAUUCAGGGUAACUACGCCGCUGAAGUAGACACAAGGUCCCACCAGCACCCGCACUUGCCUCCCCGCUCCCACUCCCCUCUGCCGAUUACCUCAGAGCGAGCCUGGACGGCGACACCGUCCUUGGAGGGCCCGCGCAGCCUCCCAGACUCAGGUCGGGCCUCGCCCUGUAUGAGGGACGGCGAGUUCUUCCUAAGACUCCUGCAGACGGAGGUGGAAAGGAUGGAAGGCUGGUGCCAGAACAUGGAGCGGGAGGCUGAAGAGAAUGAACUUCCAGAAGAGGCUCUUGAGCUGAUUCGAAAUGCGGUUGGCAGCGCCCAGAUGCUCAUGUCUCAAAAGGUCCAGCAGUUCUUCCGCCUCUGUCAACAAAGUAUUGACCCAUCUGCCUACCCCCAGCCCACGUCGCAGGACCUGGCGUCCUUCUGGGACCUGCUGCAGCUCAACAUAGAAGACGUAAGGGUUAGGUUUCAGGACCUCCAGAAGCUCAAGGACUCUGGGUGGAGGCUCCCACCUGAAAAGAAGGAGGAUAAGAAACUUCCUCCACCCUUACCAAAGAAGCCUGCAGGAGGGGUAAGCGGCAGCCUGCGGGCCGAUAGCGUGGGAGACGGGGUUUCCGGGAGUGCAGGAGUUGGCUAUGGGGGGCUGGUGGUGCCACGCCUCGGAGGUCACACCCUCCCCAUCAGGGAGAAAUCCCUGGACCUCGGAGACCGCCAGAGGACAGAGGCACGAAGGAGGCUGCUGCAGACCAAGCGUACCGCCUCCUUCAGGCAGAACUCGGCCACCGAAAGCGCCGACAGUAUCGAGAUCUACAUCCCCGAAGCCCAGACUCGGCUCUGAACCCGCAACGCCCUCAUCCCCGUAAUGCUUUGGAUCUUCUGCGAGUCAUUGCUGUUUAUACGCUACAACACAGCCACUCUUCACCCUCGGCACUUCCCAUCGAGUCCUGCUUUCUUAUACUAUUACUAAACAAGCAAUGACAGCCAUUUUAGUGUCUUGAAAUUGAAACCACUUUACCGAGACAAAGGCCUACACCUUAAAUGGUAUCUAGCCGAAGACGUUUUUACUUCCUUCUUAGUCAGAGUUUCUUUUUUUUUAAAUAUAUAUAUAUUCACUCUGGUCGAAACGAGUCGGUUCACUUUUCUAAAAGUAUCAAGCAGAGGAUCACGCAGUAGCAUGCCUGUGCGUGUUCACCUAGCACAAAAAGGGCUUAACAGGCAGUAGACCUCUGAAGAAAUUCUCCCCAUGAUGCCAUUCUGCAGCAAAACCAACUCUACUUGUGGGCUUUCAUUGAUAUCAGUGCACCUAAGUCAAGAUCUAUUGAUUUCUGAGCAUUCUCAGUUUGCCCCAAAGAGCCUCUCUCAAGAAAUGAUAUCAAACACUGAAUCCUUAAUCCCUCUUUCCAUCUGUCAGCACAAGCACAAAGUAUAACAUGGAACUAUUUUGCAUCUUUUACUGUCAAUAGUUUUAACCCACCUAUCUAUCGACUAACCUCAGCAUCCAGCAGCGUGGCUCUCCGAAUGUGCAAUAGCUGUGUGUGUGUUUUUGCCAAAAGGAGCUUUAACAGUGUAGCAUCACAGACAAAACAAGAAAAAAA
Cyprinodon tularosa is the source of this 4389-nucleotide messenger RNA. RefSeq names its product discs, large (Drosophila) homolog-associated protein 3 (gene dlgap3). Gene Ontology annotation, biological process: signaling. The coding region runs from base 288 to 3632 and encodes 1114 amino acids. Gene Ontology annotation, molecular function: molecular adaptor activity. Lineage: Eukaryota; Metazoa; Chordata; Actinopteri; Cyprinodontiformes; Cyprinodontidae. Gene Ontology annotation, cellular component: glutamatergic synapse; postsynaptic specialization. The record is from RefSeq and is a predicted model, not a curated record. The transcript is spliced from 15 exons.